UCAUUUCUCUCACCUCUUCUACAAACAUCUCUCAUCUUCUCAAGCUGUAAGUCUCUUUUCUUCUUCAAUUUCUUUCAUUUUCCUCUUGUAUUUGUUUGUAUACUUAGGUUGGAAUAGGAUCCUUAUCUGUUAAUUACAUUUUACUAUAUUAACAGACCUGUAUAUACAUAAUUGUUAUUUUAGCAUUACUCUAAUAAAUCUCAUUUUUACCAACUCAAUACCAUAUUAAAGUAUAUUGAGACUAUAUCUUAGGUAUAAAAAUCAAAUCUUGGGUAUAAGACCGGCUCUUCUGGUCUUAAAUUCUCAAGUCUUUUGUUUGAUUUUCCCAAAAAAGUUGGGUCUUGAGUACAAAGGGUUGUGCCUUCCAUUGAUUACGCGCAAAAGGCUUGAUUCUUGGACUGAAUUUUAAGAUAUUAUCAAGAAAAAUGAAGACUGGGAGUAGCAUUGGGAUUUCCAGAAUGAAACCCUGUUGUAAUAUAUUGAUUCUUGGGAGAAAUUCAUCUGUGUUUGGAUACCCGCAUCCUAAAGGGGGUCAUUUUACUGAAUAUAAUUUGUCGAAAUCACAGUCGAAAUCGUAUUGUUUGAUGAAAAACAAGUGUUUUUAUAGCAUUAAGAUAUUAGGAUUUAGGAGUGUCAUUGACUCGAAUCGGAGGGUUUUUUGUGGCUCUGGUUCAAAUUGGGGUCAGUCUAGGGUUCCUUCAGUUAAUUGGGGGGAGAAGAACAAUAAAUUUUUAAGUGUAAUAGCAAAUGUAGCUUCAAAUACUAGGAACCAUUCGAGUUCUGUUGAACCCCGUGUAAAUGAAAAUAGCUUUGAGAAGAUAUAUAUUCAAGGUGGUUUCAAUGUGAAGCCCUUGGUAAUUGAGAGAAUAGAGGAGGGUCAAGACUUGGUUGGAAAAGACGAAGGAGUAGAAAAGGAACAUAAGUCAAAGGUAGACGAUGGGGCAAAUGCAAGUACGGAUCAGUUUGGUAAAGCCGAGGUUUUGGAAUCGAAACCCACGAGACAUUUGUCGGAGGUGGAGAAGGAGGCUUGGGAGUUGCUUCGAGGAGCUGUCGUGAACUAUUGCGGAAACCCUGUUGGGACCGUAGCUGCUGCUGAUCCAGCUGAUAAGCAGCCGCUGAAUUAUGACCAGGUCUUUAUUCGAGAUUUUGUGCCUUCAGCUCUUGCAUUCUUGCUAAAUGGAGAGGCGGAAAUAGUGAAGAAUUUUCUGCUCCACACUCUGCAGCUACAGAGUUGGGAAAAAACUGUAGAUUGCUACAGCCCUGGGCAAGGGUUGAUGCCAGCAAGUUUUAAAGUUAGGACUGUGCCUCUUGAUGGACGAGUUGGAGAAUUUGAGGACGUUUUGGAUCCUGAUUUUGGUGAAUCAGCUAUCGGGCGAGUUGCACCUGUUGAUUCCGGAUUAUGGUGGAUUAUUUUAUUGAGAGCCUAUGGGAAACUCACGGGGGACUACACAUUGCAAGAGAGAGUGGAUGUGCAGACUGGUAUAAGAUUGAUACUAAAUUUGUGUUUAAGUGAUGGCUUUGACAUGUUCCCGACUCUCUUGGUCACUGAUGGUUCCUGCAUGAUUGAUCGGAGAAUGGGCAUCCAUGGCCACCCUCUUGAGAUCCAAGCUUUGUUUUACUCUGCUUUGCGCUGCGCGCGGGAGAUGCUCACUGUGAACGAUUCAACCAAAAACCUUGUCGUGGCCGUCAAUAACCGACUCAGUGCGCUUUCAUUUCACCUGAGAGAGUACUAUUGGGUAGACAUGAAAAAAAUUAAUGAGAUUUAUCGUUAUAAGACGGAAGAGUACUCUACGGAGGCCAUCAAUAAAUUCAAUAUCUAUCCAGAUCAAAUACCUGGUUGGCUUGUGGACUGGAUUCCUGAGACUGGUGGCUACUUUAUCGGCAAUUUGCAACCUGCUCAUAUGGAUUUCAGGUUUUUCACUCUAGGAAAUCUUUGGGCCAUCGUCUCAUCGUUGAGCACGUCCAAACAGAGUGAAGGUAUUUUGAAUUUGAUCGAGGAGAAAUGGGACGAUCUUGUGGCCCAAAUGCCUCUCAAGAUUUGUUACCCUGCUCUGGAGCACGAGGAGUGGCGUAUAAUCACUGGAGGCGACCCUAAGAAUACCCCAUGGUCAUAUCACAAUGGUGGAUCAUGGCCAACACUUCUGUGGCAGUUCACGUUAGCGUGCAUUAAGAUGGAAAGGCCAGAGUUGGCUAGAAAGGCGGUUGCUUUGGCUGAAAAGAGGCUUCCGGUUGAUCAGUGGCCAGAAUAUUAUGACACUAGAUACGGAAGGUUUAUUGGGAAACAAGCCCGUCUUCACCAGACAUGGACCAUUGCUGGAUACCUGACCUCAAAGUUACUUUUAGACAAUCCACAACUGGCCUCUAUACUGUCUUGGAAUGAGGACUAUGAGCUGCUGGAGAAUUGUGUUUGUGGGCUCAAAAGUGGGAUAAGAAAGUGCUCCCGCCUUACCGCCAGAUCUCAUGUAGCCGCUGAAACCUGACCCUAGUGUGUGGUAGGCGGAGCCAUGUUUAGCAGAUAAGCUAAUUUGAUUUCAUCUCGUAUUGCUGUUGGAAACAUGACUGUAACGGCGUUGUUGCUUAGUCUAUGACCUAAUCUGAUUUUAUACUGAAAUUAUGUUGAAAUUGGGAGUUACAUUAGUGGUAAUCAUGUUGAACA
Sesamum indicum (sesame) is the source of this 2656-nucleotide messenger RNA. RefSeq names its product Plant neutral invertase family protein (gene A/N-INVC). Gene Ontology annotation, cellular component: mitochondrion. Lineage: Eukaryota; Viridiplantae; Streptophyta; Magnoliopsida; Lamiales; Pedaliaceae. Gene Ontology annotation, biological process: sucrose catabolic process. Gene Ontology annotation, molecular function: endo-alpha-N-acetylgalactosaminidase activity; sucrose alpha-glucosidase activity. The record is from RefSeq and is a predicted model, not a curated record.